Messenger RNA from Nicotiana tabacum (common tobacco), 1959 nucleotides. Its product is annotated as 3-ketoacyl-CoA synthase 4-like. Gene Ontology annotation, molecular function: acyltransferase activity, transferring groups other than amino-acyl groups. NCBI's taxonomy places the organism in Eukaryota, Viridiplantae, Streptophyta, Magnoliopsida, Solanales, Solanaceae. Gene Ontology annotation, biological process: fatty acid biosynthetic process. The record is from RefSeq and is a predicted model, not a curated record. Gene Ontology annotation, cellular component: membrane.
CGCACAAAAACCUGCAGUAGUUCCCCUGGAAAUCCAAUUUUCUCAAUAAAUAUCCCCUUUUCCAUCAUGAGCAAUAAAGAAUUCCCGUUUCCGCCACUGUCCACGGCUAGCAAUGGCACCACCCCUGUUGUUCAAAUCAAACAAAGUACAAGUGUUCUUCCUGAUUUCCUACAAAGCAUCAACCUCAAAUAUGUGAAAUUAGGAUACCAUUAUUUGGUGACUCACUUUUUGAGUCUUUGUUUGGUCCCUCUAAUAUCUGUCACCUUUGUUCAAGCCUCCCAAAUGAACUAUCAAGACUUGCAAAAUCUUUAUCUCCACCUAAAGUUGAAUCUUGCUAGCAUCAUCAUUUUCUCUGCACUCUUUGUUUUUGGAACAACUGUUUAUAUCAUGACAAGGCCUAGAUCCAUUUACCUUGUGGAUUAUUCUUGUUAUCAUCCUCCUGAACACCUUAAAGUUAAAUUCAGUAAGUUCAUGGGACAUUCAAGACUUAGUGGUGAUUUUAAUGAAUCAUCUCUUGAAUUCCAGAGGAAGAUUUUGGAGAGGUCAGGUCUCGGAGAAGAAACUUACUUGCCUGAGGCUUUGCAUGAUGUUCCACCAAGACCAUCUAUGGCAACGGCACGUGAAGAAGCAGAGCAAGUCAUGUUUGGUGCACUAGACAAUUUGUUCAACAACACAAAUGUCAAGCCAAAAGAUAUUGGAAUUCUUGUGGUGAAUUGUAGCCUGUUCAAUCCCACUCCUUCACUUUCUGCUAUGAUUGUGAAUAAGUACAAGAUGAGAGGGAAUAUUAAAAGCUUCAAUCUUGGUGGGAUGGGAUGCAGUGCAGGAGUUAUUGCCAUAGAUCUUGCCAAAGACAUGUUACAAGUUCAUAGGAAUACAUAUGCUGUUGUUGUCAGCAUGGAGAACAUAACACAAAACAGGUAUUUUGGGAACAAUAAAGCCAUGUUGAUUCCGAAUUGUUUGUUUCGUGUUGGAGGAGCAGCUAUUCUGUUAUCAAACAAGUCAGGGGACAAGAGGAGGGCAAAGUACAAGGUUGUUCAUGUAGUGAGGACUCAUAAAGGAGCUGAUGAUACAGCCUUCAAAUGUGUGUACCAAGAACAAGAUGACAAUGGGAAAACUGGGGUGUCUUUGUCAAAAGAUUUGAUGUCAAUUGCUGGAAAUGCCCUCAAGACAAACAUUACUACAUUGGGUCCACUUGUACUUCCAAUUAGCGAACAAUUGCUUUUCUUCAUGUCCCUUGUGGCAAGAAAACUUUUCCAUGCCAAAAUCAAGCCAUAUAUACCAGAUUUUAAGAUGGCUUUCGAACAUUUCUGCAUACAUGCUGGUGGAAGAGCUGUGAUUGACGAGUUAGAAAAGAAUUUGCAACUUUCUCCUCUUCAUGUAGAGGCUUCUAGGAUGACUCUACAUCGAUUUGGGAACACUUCAUCCAGUUCAAUAUGGUAUGAAUUGGCUUAUAUUGAGGCAAAAGGAAGAAUCAGAAAGGGUCACAGGAUUUGGCAAAUAGCAUUUGGGAGUGGAUUCAAGUGUAACAGUGCAGUGUGGCAAGCACUUACGAAUGUGAAACCAUCUCCUAAUAGUCCUUGGGAAGACUGCAUCCACCGAUACCCCGUACAAUUAGACUACUAACUUCCCUUGGAAAAUACAACACGAUAGAAGAGUUCGUUAUGAUAUUUUAAAUCAACCGCGACUACCAUAUAUCUGAUGUCCAAUCUGGUUCUUUUUUCACGCGUUGAAUGGAUUUUCAGCAUUCAGUUUCCUUGGUAAGCAAGAUUACCGAAGAUGCAGUGCUAGAUUUCCGACAUCCAUACUGUUUGUGUGUAAUUAUAUUUUUCUCAAAGGGUUGUGGUAUGUCUAGCUUAUUUUUCUUCUUUGUUGGCUUUCUUUGUUCUCCUGAAUAGUUGCAGUAGGGCAACUUUAUGUCUUGUAAUAUAAUUUGUACAAUAGUGACAUUUAACUGUUUGU